Messenger RNA from Anarrhichthys ocellatus (wolf-eel), 2887 nucleotides. It is a transcript of the gene ddx17, whose product is annotated as DEAD-box helicase 17. The record is from RefSeq and is a predicted model, not a curated record. NCBI's taxonomy places the organism in Eukaryota, Metazoa, Chordata, Actinopteri, Perciformes, Anarhichadidae. The transcript has 13 exons. Gene Ontology annotation, molecular function: ATP binding; nucleic acid binding; RNA helicase activity. Bases 348 to 2258 code for a protein of 636 amino acids.
UAACAACAACAACAAUAACAUAGCAGUACAGCUCUCAGUAUUGUGUCAAUAUAACUUAGGUUUGUCACAGAAAAGUCAUUGCUUGGUGUGAUAUUUGACUAUUCAACAAGUCUUUAAGAAAGGUUCAAUGUCUUCAUUCAUACUGCGUUCCACGGUAACGUUAUACGUCAUCGUUUGGCUGAAAUAAAAGCCGUGUCGGAUAGAACUACGGUGGUUGUCGAGGCCUGUAACGGUAACAGUUAUAGAAAAGCGAAAGCCAGGGAACUUCUUCGAGAAAAGUGUCCACUGAACUAAAGGCCCCACUAAAUAACCGCUUCACCCCUCAUACAAGAGUGCGUGUCCGUACAAUGAGAGGUUCGCACGGAGACAGAGCUCGAGACCGUGACAGAGGCAGCCCUCGUUUCGGGUCCAGCAGAGGCGGCCCACCACCGGGUAAAAAGUUUGGGAACCCCGGGGACCGUUUACGAAAGAAGAGAUGGGACCUGGACGAGCUUCCUAAAUUUGAGAAGAACUUUUACGUUGAACAUUCGGAAGUGCAGCGAAUGAGCCAGUAUGAUGUUGAGGAGUAUUGCAGGAAGAAAGAAAUCACUGUUCGGGGUUCAGGCUGCCCAAAACCUGUCACCAGCUUCCAGCAGGCACAGUUUCCCCAAUACGUAUUGGAUGUCCUGAUGCAGCAGAAUUUCAAGGAGCCCACAGCCAUUCAGACUCAAGGUUUCCCUCUGGCCCUCAGCGGGAGAGACAUGGUGGGCAUUGCUCAGACCGGCUCUGGGAAGACCUUAUCGUACCUCCUGCCUGCCAUUGUGCACAUCAGUCAUCAGCCCUACAUGGAGCGUGGAGAUGGGCCCAUUUGCUUGGUCCUGGCCCCCACAAGAGAACUGGCGCAGCAGGUCCAGCAGGUGGCAUGCGACUACGGAAAGUCCUCCCGCAUCAAAAGCACUUGUGUGUAUGGGGGGUCUCCCAAGGGACCUCAAAUCAGAGACCUGGAGAGAGGUGUUGAGAUCUGCAUUGCCACACCAGGUCGUCUGAUUGACUUCCUUGAGGCUGGAAAGACCAACCUGCGGCGCUGCACGUACUUGGUGCUGGAUGAAGCGGACCGCAUGCUGGAUAUGGGUUUUGAACCACAGAUUCGCAAGAUUAUGGACCAGAUCAGGCCCGACAGACAGACCCUGAUGUGGAGUGCUACGUGGCCCAAAGAGGUCCGCCAGCUGGCAGAGGACUUCCUGAAAGACUACGUCCAAAUCAAUGUCGGAGCGCUGGAACUCAGCGCUAACCACAACAUCCUUCAGAUAGUUGAUGUCUGUAUCGAGAGUGAGAAGGAACACAAGUUGAUCCAGCUGAUGGAGGAGAUCAUGGCUGAGAAAGAGAACAAGACCAUCAUCUUCGCGGAGACCAAGAAGCGAUGUGACGAUCUCACACGCAGGAUGAGACGUGAUGGGUGGCCUGCGAUGUGUAUUCAUGGCGACAAGAGCCAGCCAGAGAGAGACUGGGUGUUAUCGGAGUUCCGUAGCGGCAAAGCUCCCAUCCUCAUUGCUACCGACGUGGCCUCGCGUGGUUUGGAUGUGGAGGAUGUCAAAUUCGUCAUCAACUACGACUACCCCAACUCGUCGGAGGACUACAUCCAUCGCAUUGGCCGCACGGCCCGCAGCACCAACAAAGGCACCGCCUACACCUUCUUCACCCCGGGGAACCUCCGCCAGGCCCGCGAGCUGAUCCGGGUGCUGGAGGAGGCCCGACAGGCCAUCAAUCCCAAACUGCUGCAGCUGGUGGAUACUGGACGGGGAGGAGGUGGCCGUCCUCGUUUUCGCAGUGGCUCCACUUCUAACAAUCCCAACCUGAUGUACCAGGACCAGUGUGACCGGCGAAUGCGCUCUGUGGGUGGGGGCGGCAGCGCCAAGGACAGCCGCGGCAGCAGCCGAGAUGGCCGCAGAGGAAGCAGCCGGGAUGGGGAACGCUCCUCCUCCUCAUCUUCCUCCUCUUACAGAGAUCGCAGCAGCAGGGACGGAGGGCGCAACAAUGGCUCCAGCUCCAACUCAUACGACCAGUACAAGGAUAACAACAACAGCAGUAGCAGCACUCAGUACAGCAGCUCCAGGAGCGGCUCUGGGUCGGGAGGUGGUGGAGCGGAGCAGGCCCCGCCUUCUUCGUCGGGCCCCCAGCCUCUAAUGGCCAAGCAGUUCAAUCCUCCCCAGCCCAUGAUGGGCCUGAUGGGGGACCAGUUUGCUCCUCCACUGCCGCCCCCUCCAUCAGGCAGAAAGUAAUGUAAUCUGUGAGUCGGUCACACACACACACACACACACACGCACGCACGCACGCACGCACAACACCAGGUCACAAUCGGUGACAAAAAACGUUUGAUUUUGGAGGCUCGACCACUUCAACAUCAAGAUGUUAUAUUAUUUAGACUGAUUUAAUUAUUUAGUUUGACAGAAGCUCGUUUGUGUCAAUUGACUAAGUUUGUGAUGAUGGUCUUGGGAAAAAAAAAAAAAGUCUUUGUAUAAACUUUCUGUAUUUGUAUUGUGAGUCGAUAGGAUUUGUGGAGUAAUCGGAUUUCCCCUUUAGCGUGUACGGUAGGUGUUGAAGUUCUUUUUUUGUAUAAAGGCUUGUUUCUGUUUUAGGCUCAAUAUCUUUAUUUUUGUGUUUAAGAGUUUGUGAGCCACGAGAUCAGUGCGAGUAGAUGUAAUGAUGAACAUGGAGAUUUUGGUGUUGCUUGAGCACAAUAUGAGCGUUAACUGAUUUUUCCAUAAAGGGAUUUCUUUCUCCUUUUGAUUUGUUUUAUUUUUUAUAUAAAUAUUAAUUUUAAUCACCAAUGUGGGGCUUUGCUGCAAUGAUGUUUGAGAGUUUCCUAGCAAAUGCUAUCAUUUUUACAGUUUAAUAAAGCUCUUCAAUG